Prunus persica (peach) is the source of this 711-nucleotide messenger RNA. Its product is annotated as peamaclein. Bases 105 to 371 code for a protein of 88 amino acids. The record is from RefSeq and is a predicted model, not a curated record. The transcript has 2 exons. NCBI's taxonomy places the organism in Eukaryota, Viridiplantae, Streptophyta, Magnoliopsida, Rosales, Rosaceae.
UCCCCGCUUCCAUAACGCGCACAAACACAAACACACAAACACACAAAAACACAAAAACACAUUAGCCCAGCCUCUUCCAUCUUCAACCUCUGUUCUUGGCAAAAAUGAAGCUCGGCUUUGCAACCUUCCUGCUUGUUUGUCUUCUUCUCAGCUCCUCUGUAUUUGAGGCUACAAUGGCUGGUUCAUCUUUCUGUGACUCCAAGUGUGGGGUGAGAUGUUCGAAAGCCGGAUAUCAGGAGCGGUGCUUGAAGUACUGUGGAAUCUGUUGUGAGAAAUGCCACUGCGUUCCAUCUGGGACUUACGGAAACAAGGACGAGUGCCCUUGCUACAGAGACCUCAAAAACUCCAAGGGCAACCCCAAAUGCCCUUAAUUUACCACUCCCCAAAUCUUAAUUGAUUUCGGACCCAUAAAACCCCACAAAAAAAAGAUAUUAACAAAAGUUGAUAUUGCAUUAUAUAUAAAUAUGCUAAGUAAGUACUCUCUUCAAUUCAGGGUGUAUAUCAUAUGUAUAAAGAACUAGUUAUACGGGUAUAUAUAUUGUCUAGUCUUUGUGUUCAAUUUAUAAAUGUAAUACAUCGCUUCCUUUAAAAAAAAAAAAAAUAGUUAUGUCAUACAAAGUUAAGUGAAUAAGUGGAGGCCCGUACGUGAUGUUGUAAUAAAAAUCUUUAUUAUAUUAUAAUUAUAUAUUAUGAUUAUGGUGGAUUUGUUAU